CUAGAGAUAACCUGGCCCUGAGGUUAACUUCCUGUUGUCCGCGUUCGAUCGUGAUAAAUUAAAUAAUUCACAAACUUACUUCAAGUCCACGAAGUAGAGGUUUUCCCAGCAGCCAGGUGUGUUUGGAAAGCUUAAAGUUCAAGGAUUAGGAGGAAUAGGGAGAAACGCGCGCACCGAGAUACCUGUGAAACUACGGUUGUAAAUGAGGAUCUGAUUGCCACGGACAACAUCGAACACGUCUGAGACAUUGUCUCGGUAUAAUAACAACUCAUAUCGAGGCAUAAAGCGAGUCAUUUCUGUACGAAGGAUCAUCAUGAAGAAAUCAGGAUAUUCAGGUAUUGCCAGGUCCACCAGUGGGAGACUGAGGAGGACAGACAGAGAAGGUUCUUCUUCCAUCACAAGUCCCACACUAAAGAGGUCGUUUGAGGUAGAGGAGUCUGAAGCAUCCAUCAAUCCCUCCCCUCUGUCCCGUCGGACCAACCUCCGCUCCUCCACCUCCAGCCAGCGAAGCUUCCACGACCUGGGCUCCUCCCGCAACUCUGACUACCCCUCCAGAACCUCGCCUUCUGACUCCAACCCCUGCUCCCCCAAAACCAGCCUGAGACGCAUGGAGCUGUUCGGGGGAGGGAUAGGAGGUCGUGCCCCGGAUACAGCCUCCUCCCGCCGGACCGAGAUCUCCAUUGAGGUGUCGUCCAAGCAGAUUGACAGCUCGCCCAGCCCGGGUAUCGCCCGCUUCGGCCUGAAGAGGCCCGAGGCCCAGAGCCUUGGUUCCCGAGCUGGAGCCGCCCCAGAGAGCUCCACCAUCUCCAACUCCAGCUCGGCACACAGACGGGCAGAGAUCUCCCUCUCCCGGCCCCACGAGCCCCCCGCGGCCCCCAGGAGGGGGGACUCCCAGCGUCCCUCAGCCACCCGGAUCCCUGACCCCCCUCAGAGGAGGACCGACCCCCCCAUAGCCAGCCCCGUGGAGGCCCCUACUUCCAGGAGACCCGAGAUGCCCGUCUUCCGACAGUCAGAGAUGGCAGGACCAACACCGGUCAGGGUGGUGGAGAACAACAGCCACCCCCCAGCCCCCAGCGGCCCCCUGCCCAGCCUGGUGGAGCCUAGGAGCGAGAGGACACAGCCCCCGGUCAGCGAGAUGCCCGUCGUCAGACCUACAGAGAGGUCAGAGGUCACUACCAACUACAGCAGUAGAGCCAUGUCUGAGGUGGCCGUGCCUGAGAUGAUGAUGCCACCCCUGGCGGUGCCUGCAGCAUGCCAGGUGGAGAAGCCUGUGCCAGGUCCUGGCAUGGGGGACUUCAGCUAUGUGGGCAUCGAUGCCAUCCUGGAACAGAUGCGGAGGAAAGCCAUGAAACAGGGUUUCGAGCUCAACAUCAUGGUAGUGGGGCAGAGCGGCCUAGGGAAGUCCACUCUGAUGAACACCCUGUUCAAGUCCAAGGUGAGCCGUAAGUCAGUGCAGGCCACGUCCCAGGAGAAGAUCCCCAAGACUAUCGAGAUCAAGUCUGUCAGCCACGACAUUGAGGAGAAGGGGGUGAGGAUGAAACUAACUGUUAUCGACACGCCCGGCUUCGGGGAUCAGAUCAACAAUGAGAACUGUUGGCAGCCCAUCAUGAAGUUCAUUAAUGCCCAGUAUGAGCAGUACCUUCAGGAGGAGAUCAACAUCAACAGGAAGAAGAGGAUUCCAGACUCACGGGUUCACUGCUGCAUCUACUUCAUACCCCCUACUGGACACUGUCUGCGGCCUCUGGAUGUGGAGUUUAUGAGGCGUCUCAGUAAGGUGGUCAAUAUUGUUCCUGUCAUCGCCAAGGCAGACACACUCACCCUGGAGGAGAGGGACUUCUUCAAAAAGAAGAUCAGGGAAGAGCUACGGGCCAAUGGGAUCGACGUGUACCCCCAGAAGGAGUUUGACGAGGACGCAGAGGACCGGAUGAUUAAUGAGAAAAUCAGGGAGAUGAUCCCGUUUGCUGUGGUGGGCAGCGACCAGGAGUACCAGGUCAACGGCAGGAGGCUUCUGGGAAGGAAGACAAAGUGGGGAACCAUAGAAGUUGAGAACAUUGCUCAUUGUGAGUUUGCCUAUUUGCGGGAUCUACUGAUUAGGACCCACAUGCAGAACAUUAAGGAUAUCACCAGCAGCAUCCACUACGAGGUGUACCGCGUCCGCCGCCUCAACGAAAACAACACCGCCGUCGCACAUGCCAACGGCCUCCCCCAACACCACAUGACCUCCCACGAGAUGUAGAGCCCCGCCCACUGUGUCCCAUGAGCCCUCACUUCCCUCCGAAAACCUUCUAUCCUUCCAUCCCUCUCUCCUUCCAUCCAUCUCAAUGCCAAACCCUUCCAAAUAAAGGAGAAGACACAAUCUGGGGGACUGAGGAUCAUGGUCUUAGCACCCCCAAGUGGCCAAAUACAGACACUUGGAAUGGACUGUUGAUGCAAAUGCAUUACCCCUCAAUGAUAACCUGCUCUCUCUGACCAAUGUCUACAUUACAUACAGAGAGUGAAAGGGGGUAAAUGCUAGCUCUCACUAGCAUUCAUUCAGGUUUAACCAGGCUAAGUAAACACUAUUAAUGUACUGCAACCUCUGCCUUAAUCUGUGUGUUUUCAGUUAUUCUGUCAUCCCUCAUCUGUCGGGUUGGUUAACAAAAUAGCACUGUGAUAUCAGGCCCAUUACAUACAAGCUGUGUCAGAAGUGCCCUCAAACUUUUGUUAGGGUAAAAUAUUGAUUUCUCAUCCAUUUUAAUAUAUCCCCUGUAAUGCAUCCAUCGUUCAUUUGACCUACUAUCUUAAGGUUCUACAACGUUUAUUUCUGUUCCCUUUGAUAGGGAGUAGCUUAGCCUUGAGGGCCUGUAUUCAGAGUAGGAGUGCUGAUUUGGGAUCAGUUUUGCCUUUUAGAUAAUAGAUUACAUGGACAGAGGGUACCUGAGCCUAGAUCAGCACUCCUACUCUUGAACGCUUCAUACACUCGGCCCCAGAACUGUGGUACUGGACCCAUAGCUACAGCAGCACAGGCACAGGACAGAUACUCAGCUAAGUAUUUAGAAGUAUGACACAUAUAAAUAGAAUCUAUUAAUUCUAUGGCAGUUGAUUAAUUUGUCAGAGUUCUGUUUGAUUAUGUCUGAGAGGGGUCAGUUGAUAGUGGUGAAUGGGGAGUGUUUAUUGUGAUGGAAGUUGAUAAUGCUGUUUGAAUGGUCAGGGUUACAUAAUGUUGGGGGUGGACUGGAGGUUUUGAGUCUAGUGGACAUCGUCGACACGUCUGUAGGGCCAGGAGUUUUUCCUCAUAACUGACCAGAAAAAACGUUGAGCCCUUGUAACAGCCUGUAACAAGGACCUUCUCUGAGUUGUAGUUAUAGACUGUAACUAGGGUCUUCUGAGUUGUAGUUAUAGGCUGUAACUAGGGUAUUUUCUGAGUCGUCAUUAUAGGCUGUAACUAGGGUCUUCUCUGAGUCGUCAUUAUAGGCUGUAACUAGAAUCUUCUCUGAGUCGUUGUAAUAGACUGUAACUAGCGUCUUCUCUGAGUCGUAGUUAUAGGCUGUAACUAGGACCGUGAGUUUUUCCUACUAAGAUAACUCCUGGUCCUACACAUGUGUAUGAUGCAGAGUGAGGGGAACUCUCCUGUUGUUUCUCUGAUCAUUGAGGAGCCAGUGCUUUAUGCUUUGGGCUGAUGACAGUACAGCGAUACACAUCCCAGUCGUCCUAUGGUGGUAAUAUAUAUAUUGUUUUUACAUGGCUGCGUCGUUGUACAGGUAAUACUGUCAGAAAUAUAGAUUCCACAUGCCCUCAGUGCCUUUUUCAUUCCAAAUAAUACAUGUCAUUUUGGGGUGUUUUUUUAUAUACAGAUAUGUUUAAAGAGUGAUUUAAAAUAAAUAGUAUUUAUGCACAUUAGAAAGAUAAGAAGUGUACCACCCAUCCACACACUGUAGUUGUCCUGAGCCGAGAGCACUUAGUCAGUUUAUACUGCCCAAGUCAAGUGUUUAGGGAAAAACUCCUGGUCCUAGUUAUGUGCCAUGUCUCUGUGCCUUGGACAACACUAUUGCCUUCUUAUUUAUUGGAGACUGUCCGCUAGCACAUGGUUUUAAACUGGAAGGACAACCGUGAUAAUUAAGGCCCUGAGUUUUUCCAAACCAUGUGACCUGAUCAUGAAAUACACCAUAGACUAUAAGUAGGGACCUGAGGUUUUCCUGGUCAGGCCAAAUGGUCUGGGAAAACUCCUGGUCCUAGUACUGACGUGCUAGCUGGUGCCAAUCACCACAGCAGAAAACAUUAAAUUGUUAUCAAGUCUCUUUAUAUCAUGUUGUGCACCCUGAAGCUGAAGUCCUCCUUUAAAACUCUUCAUUCUCUCUUUUUCUCCCACUAUUCUCUUGUUCUCUUCCGCCGUUUCUUGGAUAUCACCCAGUAAAAGUAAUAUGUGGUGUUUUAAAAGUUGUAUUUGUUUCUGUUUCAAACUAUAAUCCUCAACUUCCAAACGUCAUCGUCGUCAUGCUCUGUCCUGUAUAUUCAUUGUCAGAUAAAUUUUUGUACUGGUAUUAAUAAUAACAGAAUUUGCCUUUUGAUAUUAUGUUAUUUUAAAGAAAUAAAGAUGAAAGUUGUACAUAGUCA
Coregonus clupeaformis (lake whitefish) is the source of this 4593-nucleotide messenger RNA. Its product is annotated as septin-9. Gene Ontology annotation, molecular function: molecular adaptor activity; GTP binding; GTPase activity. The record is from RefSeq and is a predicted model, not a curated record. The transcript is spliced from 12 exons. NCBI's taxonomy places the organism in Eukaryota, Metazoa, Chordata, Actinopteri, Salmoniformes, Salmonidae. Gene Ontology annotation, cellular component: septin complex; microtubule cytoskeleton; septin ring. Gene Ontology annotation, biological process: cytoskeleton-dependent cytokinesis. Bases 314 to 2236 code for a protein of 640 amino acids.